AUGCCGAUUGGCGAGAAGGGAGAGAUAUGGGCAGGCGGUGAUUGUGUCACAGCCGGUUAUCUCGCCAAUCCGAAGUUGACCGAUGAACGUUACCGGCCGGACCCUUUCCGCCCCGGUCACAUGAUGUUUCGCACGCGCGACCUUGGCCGCUGGACCGAAGACGGCGAACUGGAACAUUUCGGACGGGUCGAUGACCUGGUCAAGAUCCGCGGAUUUCGGGUCGAACUCGACGGCGUUUCCAGUGCACUUGAGAGCACCGAUUGCUGCAGUCGUGCCGUCACCCUGAAACUCGAUGACCGCAACCUGGUGAGUUUCAUUUCACCUGCAAACGCGUGUCCCGAGAAAGCCAGGCAGCAGGUCAACGAUCGCCUGCCCUACUACUGUAUGCCGACCGUUGUGCUCUCGCUGCCGGAACUGCCCCGGACGCCUCGCGGCAAGCUGGACAAGCGCCAGCUUCACAAGCUCGCCGAAGACCAUAUCGCAAGCGAAUGUGUGGAGCUGAACUGA
Molecule: messenger RNA, 507 nt
Organism: Effrenium voratum
Lineage: Eukaryota; Dinophyceae; Suessiales; Symbiodiniaceae
Source: the annotation of a GenBank genome assembly